Molecule: messenger RNA, 2448 nt
Organism: Branchiostoma floridae (Florida lancelet)
Lineage: Eukaryota; Metazoa; Chordata; Leptocardii; Amphioxiformes; Branchiostomatidae
Product: kelch repeat and BTB domain-containing protein 2-like
Exons: 5
Coding region: 28-1803 (591 amino acids)
Molecular function (GO): protein binding
Source: RefSeq, a predicted model, not a curated record
GACCUUCAUGUCAUCAUCAUCGUCAACAUGGCUGCCACAGACCACAUCAGAGCGGUACGUCCUCGUUCCUACCAAAAUGAUAGCUAUUUGCGCGGGUUUCUUGGAACUGUGGGUGACUUACAGAAGAAUAGGGUACUGCAGGAUGUCGUCAUUGAAGUCGAGGGCCGGCGAUUUCCCUGCCAUCGGCUUGUUCUGUCCGCGGCCAGCCCCUACUUCAGGGCCAUGUUUACAAGUGACAUGGCGGAAAGUCGGCAGAAGACGGUUGUUUUACAGUGUGUGGAUGCAAGCAUUUUCGGGGAGAUCCUGAAAUACAUCUACUCGGGAACCCUUCAUGUAUCGAUGGACAGAGUGCAGCCCCUGUACCAGGCAGCUGACCUCCUCCAACUGGACUAUGUGAGAGACACAUGCAGCAGCUACAUGGCCAUGAACGUAGAGCGCUCCCACUAUAUGGACUUGUACAAGUUUGCUGAUAUCUUCUCUGUGAACGUUGUCCGUAAAGCUUGUCUGCAGAUGAUCCGAAGAAACUUUGUUGAGGUUGCCUCCAGCGAAGAUUUCUACAGCCUGAGUAUAAACCAGCUGACUGAGAUCAUCAGCCACGAUGAUCUGGAUGUUAAAGAGGAGACAACAGUGUGGGAGACUGUGGUGAGAUGGGUGCAGUACAGCAGGGAGGACAGACUGCACCAUCUACCCAGUAUCCUCCCUCACAUCCGCUUCAACCUGCUGUCCUCAGCCGACACGGCAGUCAUCUUGGAUCACCCCCUGGUUAAAGAGGUUCCCGGGAGUUCCGAGGUCAUCAGGCAUGUGAUACAGAAAUGGAAGGCCAACAUGAAACCGAGGCUUGGGAUGACAACAGAAAUGGUUCUGUUGGCCAAUACUGAUUCCAAAGAGCUCCUUUUCAUGAACCCUCUGGAAGGGAAGUACAUCAGCUGCAGCUACAAACCAGAAGACUUUCCCUGCAUCACAGACGUGACAGUCACUAGAGAUAACAACAUCUACAUCCUGACUCGUACGGGAAAGAGUAACGGUGAGCUGUCCAUGCUGAAGUACAACCAUGCGGGGAAUGUGUGGGAACAUGCUGGUAUCUCCUCAGUAUCUAAGUCGCUGAGACUGGACAACGAUUCUACAUGGUACGAUGAGCACCUUGUUGAACUUGAUGGGAAUUUGUACUAUCUUGCUGCCGAUGUAGAGGAUGACAGUGGAUUGGUGUGGAUGAGAAAGUACAACUGGCACACAGACCAGUGGCAGGAGUGUGCACAGCUGCAAGUUGACAAUACUGAAUAUGACUACAGUGAAGCAUUGGCCUGCGGUUCACACCUCUAUUUCCUGACAAGUUUAGAACUGCAUUGCUAUGACCCAAGCCAGGACCGUUGGUGCAAGCGGAGCCCAGCAUCAGACCCCGAUCUUGACAUCUAUUCAGCCGUUACCAUGGGAACAGAGCUGUUCUGCGCCGAUUUUGACUUCAAGCAGACCAUGGUGUACGACACAGAGUCAGACCGCUGGCAGAAGCUGCAAGGCUGGCCGAACAAAGGAAACCGUAAAAUGAAAAUGUGUAUUUCUCCCUGUCUUUUUGUAAUUGACAAUCAGCUCCACAUAUGGUUAAGCUGUGUUGAUGACGAGGAUGAUAAGGAAGAACUUCUCGUAUAUGUGUACGACAGGUCUGCUGAUGUCUGGGGGGACUUGAAGGCAACUCUGCCUAAUAAGACAUAUUUCUCACCUGGCCCUAUGUGCCCUGUGGCACGUAUGUACCUACCAUACCUUAAAGGGGCACAAAAACAUAUCACGUCUUACGCUUAUCAGCGUUAAUGUGCAGGAUCAGAACACAUGUAGUGUAGAGCAGUGUAGUCUUUCUAUGCUAUUUAUUCAGCUUUUGAAGAACGCCUCCACAAGAGGAUAGGCAUUUCACCUGAGGUUUUACUUAAGGAAACUUUUGACAUAGAAAUUAUCUUCCUUUCUUGUAGAUAUAGGACAUUUUAAGAAUUGGGACUAAUUUUCUGUAUCGUUAAUGUAAUUUUGUAUCAUCUUUGAACAUUGAAUGUUAACUGAUAGUCUGAUAGAUUCGCAGAGUAGCCCUUUGUCAGUUGCUAUUCUGUUUGAAGGAAUAUUUUACUCUGUAGUUCUUAUAUAAACAUGAUUUGUGUCGUUUGAAUUUUUUACCAACUUGUAUCUAAUUUCGUACCUUUCCCCUCGCUGUGUCCGUUUGACAUGGAAAAAACAUUCUUCUUUGUACUGCAAACAUUUAAACAUUUAUUCAUGUAUUCCCAACGUGGCUGAUGUGUCACAGGUUACGUUUUAAUGCAAAAUGUUACAGCAUUUUUUUUUUGCUUAUGUAAGUUAAGCAAAAAGUCGCAUGCUCACCACUUCACGGUUCCUGUUUCCAUGUGGGGAAACCAGUAUUACAAUAAAUAAAAUCAUAUUUUUUUAGUGAUUGUGUUUCAGAAACUGACGAAC